Messenger RNA from Rhipicephalus sanguineus (brown dog tick), 1239 nucleotides. RefSeq lists its product as uncharacterized. The transcript has a single exon. The annotation marks the transcript as partial. NCBI's taxonomy places the organism in Eukaryota, Metazoa, Arthropoda, Arachnida, Ixodida, Ixodidae. The record is from RefSeq and is a predicted model, not a curated record.
UUCUGUAUUUUUCUCCAAUUGUUGUGCGUCUUAUUUACUCGGAAGAGAACAUGUGCGAGCAUUUUUUUUUUUUCAGUGAGAAGGGGGGGGGGACUUAAGAGACGGUUUUUGUAGUGGUUGAAUAUUAUGUUGUGUUCAUUUUCAGGCAAAAGGAAAUGAAGAAAACAAUGUCGGCUAAACUACUGCACGACACCACCAGUGCCGCGAGCGAUACUUCUGCUUCUGAAGAUGCCGGCAUAGUCAGCAACGACGCCGUUGCUGUCGAAGAAUGUCACACACAGGAGGCAAGUGCUCCUUACUACGAAUUUAAGCGCUUAUCGCUCAAAGCAGUAAAAAUGUUUUUCCAUGCAGGCAUCCACAAUGACAGAGGGGCCAAACGAGUGCGUCAUGGGUGAACUUAUCUUCCUGUCCACCACGUCUAGUGGUAAUGCGAGUUGCUAUGUGUGCCACCGGGCUGUGUCGACUACAGAUCAAGGAACCAUCUGCGACAUUAAGGUUUCCGACAAGUGUGUGGGUCCAGUGCAGAAAAUGCCAUUCUUCGGUGGCUUUCGGGCUCUUGGGAGUAACGAAUCAGCGCUGCAAGCAUUCACAUCAGUUUCAUUUCAAGUUUUUGCGCUGUUUCUAAGUAUUCUUCCUUCCUCAAGACAAAGAGUGGCUGAGCUUUCUCUCCAAGACAAGCUCCUUCUCUUCUUCAUCAAGAUGAAACAUGGUGUUCCUUUUUCUUUUUUAGCUGCAUUGUUUUGCAUCCAUCGCUCAACACCAUCUCGAAUGUUUAAAUCUGUUCUUAGCAACCUCAAGACUGCUACAAGAGAUUGGAUAUUUUGGCCGUCACGUGCCGCAGUACGCAAAACUAUGCCUGCAAGUUUUCGCGCUUUUUACCCAAUGUGCAGGGUAAUUAUCGAUUGCACUGAAUUGGAAACGGAAAUGCCGCGAGGAAUAGAGGAGAGAAACCUUUGGUAUUCGCAAUAUAAGGGAAGGUAUACAUUAAAGUAUUUAAUUGGCAUUUCACCAAAUGGAGCAAUUACAUUCCUCUCUGAAGGAUUUGGUGGCAGAGCUACUGAUGCUACACUAACAGUUGAAGGUCAGUUUUUAGCAAUGUUGGAGCCUGGUGACGUCGUACUAGCUGACAAGGGCUUUCCAGGUAUUCGUACUGGUGUUGGUGACCAGCAGGCAACCUUAGUUAUGCCACCAUUUGCAACCAGUCCCCAGUUCACUGAACUUAUACUGGAAGCCUGUUCG